Molecule: messenger RNA, 1621 nt
Organism: Cucumis melo (muskmelon)
Lineage: Eukaryota; Viridiplantae; Streptophyta; Magnoliopsida; Cucurbitales; Cucurbitaceae
Product: N-acylphosphatidylethanolamine synthase
Exons: 9
Coding region: 675-1523 (282 amino acids)
Biological process (GO): phospholipid metabolic process
Source: RefSeq, a predicted model, not a curated record
UAAGGGACUAAAAGUUCUAAAAAAUGAUGCGAGAGAGACACUUUAGAGAAAGAUGAGAAAGGGAAAGCCUUUUUUUACUUUCUUGAGGGAAAACGAAGAUAAACGAUGUUUAUCAUACCCCGCAUGGUCUCAAAACACCUUUCUUAAAAACAAUUUUAAUCUUUAUCCCUCACCAAAAGAGCCUUAAUUUUCCAAAAUCUUCCAUACAAAUUAAUCCCAGCAAAUCUUUAACCCUCGUCGAUGUAUCCUAGUUUUGGCAAUUUCCCAUCUAAGUUAUGGGUGUUCAAAUCAUCUGAACAUCAAUCUAGACCAGCAGCCUCGACCAACGCCGCCGCUCGUGCCUUCGUCGCCAGUAAGCUCUCUCUCUGAUUCAGGGUUUUCUUACUCUCUCUACCGGUUCGGAGCAGUUCUAGGAGUUUUGGAGUUCAGUGUACUAUCCAGCAAGAGAUUAAGAUUUUUGGGGGACAUUUCGAACGUUGAUCGAGGUUCCGCAAGCAGAAGAGAGUUGUGUUGGUGGAUAUUGGGAUUGGAUUUGAGGUGCGUGUCCAAGGGCUCCGAUGCAUGAAAAUGAUGUUCUAGAGUCGAUAUGCAUGGAUGUGAUACAUACCUAACGAGGCUUGCUAUAAAGCACAAAUACUUCACAUGAGGCAGGCUUGUCCACAGAGCCCUACGGCAUGGGCCGACAUAUGGAGUGGGCAGGGCGAAUGGGAUACAUGUGGGGAAUCCCAAGGAAAAUGAUGUUUGUAGCAGUGGGUGCUUUUGCCAAGGCUGUGGCAAAUCUUCUAAACACCACUACCGUCCACAACGCUGAUACUCUCAUCCGACUAGUCCAACACCGGCCUCCGGGAGUGCCCCUCGUCACUGUUAGCAAUCACAUGUCCACGAUAGAUGAUCCAGUCAUGUGGGGCUUCAAAGGUUUUCCGACCUCUGAUGCAACAUUAGGUAGGUGGGUGUUGGCAGCGGAGGAUAUUUGCUUUAAGAACGUUGUGCUAUCUUAUUUAUUCCGACUAGGAAAAUGUAUACCUAUUACUAGGGGUGCUGGAAUUCAUCAAGAAUAUAUGGAUGAAGCACUUGAGCAUUUAAGGAAUGGAGAAUGGCUCCAUACAUUUCCAGAAGGUAAAGUGACUCAAGAUGAUGUGCCCAUCCGACGAUUAAAGUGGGGAACAGCUAGUCUUAUCGUUCGUUCUCCUGUAACACCAAUAGUUCUGCCGAUUGUCCAUCGCGGAUUUGAUGAGAUAAUGCCUGAAAACUCUCUCUUUGGUAGGAGGCCUCUGGUUCCCUUGUGCUGUAAGAAGAUUGAGGUUAUUGUGGGUGAGCCGAUUGAGUUUGACCUACCUAGCAUGAAGCAGAUGGCAAUUUCCAUGUCGCGUAAUUGGGCCUCUCCUCUACUAGGAUGGCCUGCUACUGGAGAACCAACUAGGCUGGAUGAGCCUGCACAGAGAUUCUUGUACGGUCAUAUCUCAGAUCAAAUUCGAGGUGUUAUGGAGAAACUACGUGCACUGUCGUUACAGAAGAGAAGCUGAAGAUUUAUAUUUGCCUGUUCAUUAUUUACAAUAAGUUCACUGUAUUUCUUAGAUUAAAUACUAAUUCUUAUCAAAUGAAAUUUUUAUUCAUUUCAUAA